Messenger RNA from Linnemannia hyalina, 2637 nucleotides. The record is from the annotation of a GenBank genome assembly. NCBI's taxonomy places the organism in Eukaryota, Fungi, Mortierellomycota, Mortierellomycetes, Mortierellales, Mortierellaceae.
AUGUCCAUGUCAAACUAUUCAAAGACUAAGCAGAAAGUUCUUUCAAAGAGGAAACACCCAACAGAUACUUUCAAGUCCUCAUCAUCGCUCACACUGGAUGGAGAGCUACUCAAGGCGAAGUCCUGCUCCAAGAGCAGGAAGCCCUCUAACAACUUAGACAACUUUAAAGUCAGCCCUGCACCCCCCAGUCCUAUCCUAAGCGACUUCUCGCCUGCAGUCCCACCCAAGACUCUUGGUGACCCUUUGGUGUUCAGUCCUGUAGUCCGUAAGAAUGGCCAUCAACAGUCAGUCGCACUACCACGCGACCUUACAGAGUCUCCAAGGCUAAGCAGAAUUCCCUCUGGUGUGGUGAUGGUUGCCGACAUUGUCUUGAACCCAAAAACGCCUAUGCUGUCUUCGACUGCUACCUCGAUCCACAGCGCGUCCGAGAUGGAGUCCUCUUUCCUGGCACUUACAGCCUUGGACGAUUUGAAUCGACUCCCUCCUGUACCUGCCCGUCGUGAAGCAAAGCCCGUGCUAUCAAAUUCGGUCCUGGGGCUCCCGGCGGUCCGUAUCCCUGUCCCUUCUACGACUCCCGAGGAGUCCAUCCAAGAAGAGCCGGUCGGCUCGUCUCCCGGAUUUUGGGAUGUAUCGCCAGUGAUGAUACAUGCUCACACCGUCCCUCCUCCAAACAGAAUCUCACCAAAACUCAUUGAAACUGAGCGAUCAAACACCACACCUCGCACAGCACCGCUAAAGCCGCUCCCUCAACCGCCAUCAAGUCAACAGCCGACACCUUCAAUUACCACUGACUCCACGGCCUCGCCCACUUCUGACUCGCUAGCAUCGUCACCAACUUCUGCAAUGGAUAUCUCGGACAACUUUUUUGGCUCGAAAAAGCAUGAUUCUUCAUCACCUCAACAACAACGUCUGCCACAGCAACGUCGCUCUCAGCAGCAGCAGCAGCAAGUCCGGCAGCGAAGUGGGGACGUCUUUCAAACUGCCCGUCAUGAUCCUGCCUGGGCGUACGUUCCACCUUCUUCACCGCCGCCACCGCCAUCACAACGGCCAAAGGCCACACUGCCAACGCGUGUCCCUGCCAAGAGGAACGCUCCAAAGCCACCAAGCUCUUUCAUAACAGGUCCCGCAUCCUUACUGCAUCGACUCUUCAACGACCCACUCUACUCUGACGUGGACCUUUCUGUCCACGAAGUCACGUUCCAUGUCCACCGAGGUAUCCUAGCUGAACACUGUAGUUACUUCCGAGAGUUCUUCACAAGCGCGAGAGCUCAAGAACCCGCGACCGAGAUCCGUCACCUGGACUGCUCGUAUGCUCCUAUCACGUUUGAGCGCGGUAGACCCUUCUCGAUUUCUCAGCCUGACAGCGACGAUGCCGUUAUCCAACACCCAGCAAAUAAGGCUCGAGCUCGAGACCAAGCGAGGAGAGAUCGUUCAGCUCAAGACCCUAAAGGUGGCCGGGACGUGCUGGAGAGUGAGGAUGAUAAGGAUAGGCUUUGCUUUGCCGAUGUUGAGAACAGUUCCUCGACAAGUCAUGGCCAUGGUCUCAUCGGUCUCCCAAGAGCGAUGAGUCAGCAAAAGCAUCGGCACUCUACCAAUCCAACGUGUUCAAGAACUGUUCCGCCUCCUUCUGGUCCCAAGGUCGAUCCUGAAGGGACCCUGUGUCCAUCCACACCUAACUCAGCCUCAACUCCGACACCUACCACACCUGGCGACGAAACUAUGACGUCCUUCUCUGCUGCGUUUAUUACGGCCGACCAGCGAAGUGUAGGCUACACAUCUCACCACUUCGCGUGCUUCCUCCAGAUCCUCUACGGGCUCUUGCAUCCACUUCAUCUUCACAAGGACGACCUCCUGGCCGUGUUCCGUAUCGCCCACAUCUAUGGCGUCCCCGGGCUUUUGAGCCUCCUGGGUGACAGGAUCUGGGAUACCCUCGAAUUGACGACCGAGACGUGGCCGUGCCUCGUCCGGUUCUCAGAACGAUUCUGUCUGCAGGAUAUUAAGCGACGAGCGUUGAAACAUGCGAGCGAGACACGCGAGAUGUGGACGGUUGCUGUCGAGACCUUGGGGCUAGAUGACUUUAAGGUCUUCUUGCGAGGCAUUGAUCAGCCAGAGAGAGAAAAGGCACCCGUGGGUGGUGGUCAGGGGCAAGGGGGCGACUUACGGGGAUUGAAGGACGAGCUGUUGAUAUUGUUCCUGUUGGUCCACUACCAAGAGUCUUCUAGUUCCAAGGAGGCCGGUCCUAUUCUCCGCGAUGAAGAUGGCAACAGCCACACUGGGGCGUCGCUGAUGCGAAAGCUGUCAAAGGUUAAUCCACGAGAUUCGGCAAGAGUCAAGAUUCGACAACAGCAUCAGCAGCGACCCUUCACGCUAAGCCUUCAUCCCUCCAGUCUACCAUCUCGCGUCAACGGCAACUCCAAAAGUAACAACACCGGCAAGACAAUUAUUGGUACCAAUCAUCAACCUCUUUCUACCGACUCACUUGCACAGGAUCUUGUCUCCUUAUCAUCAUCAUUACCGUCCUCUCCCCAACGAUUGCCUGCACAAGCACAGACCACCAAGGCGGACAAGGCAAAGAUGUGGAUGACACGUUUCAAACGCGACUGUGGUUGGGAAAGACAAGUCUCACUCUUGGACUGA